CUAGCGGCAAACAUGGCGGCGGCGGUUCCUGAGGUAAAUGUCGCGGCGGCGUCGGCGGUGUCGGCGGCGGUUCCGAACGAAGAACCGGAGGCGCCGCCCACUGCUACCGUGACGAGCCGCCCGUCCCGCUUGCCUUUAUCCCGGGUGAAGGCGCUGGUCAAAGCCGACCCGGACGUCAGCCUCGCCAGCCAAGAAGCCGUCUUCAUCCUGGCCCGCGCCACGGAGCUGUUUGUGGAGACCAUGGCCAAGGACGCCUUCACUUUUGCCCAGCAAGGAAAAAGGAAGACCCUCCAGAGGAAAGACCUGGACAACGCCAUCGAAGCCGCCGACGAAUUUGCCUUCCUGGAAGGGACAUUGGACUGAACGGAGAGAAGGAAGCGGGAUUCAUUAACACCAAACUGA
Molecule: messenger RNA, 402 nt
Organism: Anolis carolinensis (green anole)
Lineage: Eukaryota; Metazoa; Chordata; Lepidosauria; Squamata; Anolidae
Product: DNA polymerase epsilon subunit 4-like
Exons: 4
Coding region: 13-363 (116 amino acids)
Biological process (GO): DNA-templated DNA replication
Cellular component (GO): nucleus; epsilon DNA polymerase complex
Molecular function (GO): protein heterodimerization activity
Source: RefSeq, a predicted model, not a curated record